AUGGCAUCCAAAUCCAAAUCAAAGCAAGAGGAAGCUCUUCAAUUCCUUGACGAUCUCGACUCUUUUGCUCCUCCUCCAGAGGGAAAGAAUGAUUCCACAAACCAAGUAGCAGCAACAACCAACAACGAAGGUGAAGCUGCUGAGGUUCUCGCUUUCCUCGAUGAAAUCACCCAGAAGAGCUCCGAGACCACUCGUCCCACCAACGUACACAUAUCGCGGUCGGGCACGCCAACGCUCAGGAAGAGUACUGAACGUGUUCGACUGGGUGGUGGCCCGUCUUUGCUGCAUUCUGCCUCUUCGUCAACAACCUCUCUGAACAGGGUUGCCAGCAGUGAUGGCGGGAAGGCCAAAGAGAAGGAGAAGCCCGACAUGCAGUCUUCUGCAUCUUGGGGAUGGGGCUCUGUAUGGUCGACGGCAUCGGCUGCCAUUCAACAAGCAAAGUCGGCUGUUGACGAGCAGGUGAAGCACCUUCCGAAGAACGAGCAAGCUCGAAAGUGGGGGGAAGGCGUCAUCGAGUACGCAAAGUCCGCUCAAUUGGAUAAGAUAGGCCAAGACUUCAAGCGCGUUGGCCUCUCCACGUUAACUGAUAUUUUGAACGUCGUCGCACCUCCCAUCUCCGAACAUGAGGUGAUUCAGAUCUGGUUGAGCCAUGACAUGCAAGGCUAUGAUGGCGUUGAGUCUCUUGUAUAUCGCGCUCUGGCUCGUAUUAUGGAACAGGUUGAAGGCGGUGAUCUCAUCGUCAACCGAGGGCAUGAGUCGCGGCCAAAGGAGGGUACGGCCACUGAUGGUCGUGAUCUCAACACGGUCGAGGGUUAUGUCGCUGCCCUGAAGCUGGCACAGGCAAACAUCGAAGAUGUUGUCAAGAAUAACGUAAAGGCCACCGAAGCUAAACCGGCGACAUCUUCGUCGCCCACGACCUACUCCCACGUAUAUCUACGCAUUCAGCCCUUUUUGAAUACCUAUUCUCAGCCAACCUCGUCAUCAUCCCCUGAACUAGCUUCAGAAGCCCCCCAGCAGCUUCAGUUCCUGGUUUACCUGUUUGACCCUGAGCACAAGUUGACGCAUACCAGCGUCACACAAGCUGUGCCAGCUUCAUGGCUCCCAAUAUGGGAUGAAUAUGAUUGGGUCGAAGAUCUCGUCGCGGAAUCGUUGCGAGUUGGUGUGGAGGUGAUUGGCCAGGAAUAUGUUGUCGCACGAAUGGGUUGGGGUGCAAAGGCAAACGGGCAAAGCGGAGUUGCAGAGGGCGAAGUAUCGACUGAAUUAGGAGACAAGGACGCAAAGGCGGAGGAUUCCUGA
Molecule: messenger RNA, 1296 nt
Organism: Laccaria bicolor S238N-H82
Lineage: Eukaryota; Fungi; Basidiomycota; Agaricomycetes; Agaricales; Hydnangiaceae
Exons: 4
Coding region: 1-1296 (431 amino acids)
Source: RefSeq, a predicted model, not a curated record